This is a messenger RNA of Orbicella faveolata, 3750 nucleotides long. RefSeq names its product N-acetylated-alpha-linked acidic dipeptidase 2-like. Gene Ontology annotation, molecular function: carboxypeptidase activity. The record is from RefSeq and is a predicted model, not a curated record. NCBI's taxonomy places the organism in Eukaryota, Metazoa, Cnidaria, Anthozoa, Scleractinia, Merulinidae.
UUAUUAAGGGUAGACAACUAAACAUGGGUGGGUUCAUCAAAUAAUUCAUUUCUGCGCGAAGUGUACCUUAAAAACAUUGAGCUUUCGUUUUUUCCGUUUCUUUGAACUAUGAGCAUUCAGUCAAAAUAAGAAAAUUCAAAAGCAUAAAUAUUCAUCGAGAAGUAGACACAACCGUUUUUCACCGGAGUACCCGAAUUGACAGCUAAUUGGUGUUUACUUAAAUUUUUAUUUUCCCUGGAUGGGGACACUUUGAGGUGUUAUUACAAAUCAAAGGCAGCUGGUCCGAUUUCAGUCAAAUCUGGUCAGUUGAUAGAUUAACCCAUCUCCAACAAAAGCGUGUUGGGGAAAUUUCACAAUUCUAAAAAUUAUUUCGUUGGGAGUCAUUUCUGUGGGGCCACUCCGUAACUUUUUACAGCAAUUUUCAAAAUGUUCCGCAACUUUCGAGUGCAAUAGAGCGUUUAUACAUGACAUCACGACAGCCAUAUUGGUUGCGCAAAACAAUGAAACGGCUGCCAUGUUGUUGUCCCACACCAGUCCUGUGGUAGUUGAACACUUUUCUUAUGUAAACACUUCCUUUUGUUCCAAUAAAUUUGCAUGGCUGCUGGCCACGUGAGUGAAAACUCUCAAUAGAAUUAACAACGGAAAACCCCACCCUUUUUGCACGUUUGGGUUCCUGACUUAGGAAAAAAAAAGUAAAAUAAAAUUCCCAAAAUAUAGAAAUCGUGUUCAGUUGGGACUUUGAAAAAAGUUGAAUUAUACCUUCCAGUUUAGACUUCGCGGAAAACUCGAUAAUUCUCUUUUCGGAAAACCUAAUAAAAUUUUUGAAUAGCUAGAUCUGUAAGUUUUAAUUUGAUAUGGGGUUUAGGGUAUCUCGGAUGUAAUCGGGCGGCGCUGCAUUCGUUGGACUGAAGAUACCCCGGUAACCAUUAGUCAGUAGUGAAUCCUGCUGAGGGGCUGAAACUGAACAGGUGUGGAACUGACCGCAACCAAUGCAUAGCGAAGCAAAUUGAUUAAUGGGCAAGAAUUAAAAGACCAUGCACGCGAAGGGAUAGGGGGACAUACAGUUGAAGGUCGCCAUACUAACGGUUGAUUUUUGACUCCGUCGUGUACAUUAAAAACUGAAUUUUCGAAUUCUGCCAGGUGACUUUCAAAGAAAUGCCGCCGUGAAUUUAUAUCUUUCAUAGGGGUUACGUAAAGAUAUGAACUUUACAUGUAACAUUACAGGUAUUUGCCAACUUAUUAGGAGCUUGAAACAGGUUCUAUUGAUAUUGUGAAGCCUUACAAGAAUUGUAUCUACCGCUAAAACAAGGCGUAAAAAUGGCAGGAAAUGUAAACAGUUCCCAGAAAAGCUGCUCUAGGACUAUUUUUCUCAGAGUGUUUUUGAAAUUUUCUUCAAUUGUAGCGGUAAGUUUUGUUUCGUUCCUUGGCGGACACUUACUAAACUCGAUUUAUCCGUCAAACUACAAAGAAAUAGGAACGGAAAUGAAUCCGAUUGAGCAGAGAAGCACGAGCGAUGUAGCUUCGCACAUUAAAACACAACUCUUGAACUCGCUUAGAGCGGAAAAUCUGGAAGAGAAUUUAAGGUAUUUUUCUAAAGAGCCACAUUUGGCCGGCUCGAAACGCAAUAACGACUUGGCGCAGCAUAUUGUCAAGAAAUGGAAGGAGUAUGGAUUCGAUCAAGUUGAGAUGGCAAAGUAUGACGUGUUGAUGACCUCACCACGAAAAGAUAGGAAAAGCAAAGUGGAAAUUUACUGUCAUGGCCAAGUUGUGUUCAGGUCACAAUCACAUGAAAAGAUUUUACGAAAGGAUGAAAAGAAAACUAAAGACUUACCAUUUUUUCUGGGUUUCUCCCCCAGUGGGGUGGUGGAAAGAGACGUUGUGUAUGCCAACUUUGGCACUGUAGAGGAUUUUAGGAAGCUGAAAGCUAUGGGCGUGUCUCUGAAAGAUAAAAUUGUUCUUGUGCGCCAAGGAAGAGUAUUUAGAGGAAACAAGGUCUUCAACGCUGCUUCACACGGGGCCUCUGGGGCCCUUAUCUACACUGACCCUGCACAGUUUGCACCAGAAGGAAACGAAAACACUUUCCCACGAUCUUGGUGGCUUCCAGACUCUGGAAUUCAGCGUGGAUCAUCGAUGGGCGGGACGGGGCCUGGAGACCCACUCACCCCAGGCUUUCCCUCUAGUGAUGGUAUAUAUCGUCAGCCACUCAACGAAAGUGGCCUGCCAACAAUUCCAGCCUUUGAACUGUCGUAUGGAGAUGCGGAAGAGAUACUUCGUCGAAUGAAAGGUCGUAAGGCACCUAAAAGCUGGCAAGGGGGUUUAAGUUUAAAAUAUCGCCUUGGACCAGGAUUUAGAGACGAAAAUCUUUCGUUACGGAUGGAAGUUAACAAUGAUCUGGAAACUAAAACCAUCUACAAUGUCAUUGGUCAAAUCAGAGGCGCCGAGGAACCUGACCGUUAUGUGCUCAUGGGAAAUCAUCGAGAUGCCUGGGUGUUUGGCGCUGCCGAUGCGGUCAGCGGUACGUCGGUGUUAAUGGAAGUGUCACGUGGUCUGGGAGAGUUGCUCAAAACGGGAUGGCGGCCUCGCCGGACCAUAAUGCUGUGCAGCUGGGAUGCAGAGGAAGUGUUUGUUGUUGGGUCAGCGGAGUGGGUUGAGGAAAAUGCUCUGAUUCUUCAGGAUCGUGCUGUUGGUUACCUAAACAUGGACGUGGCAGUUAAUGGCAAUUUCACUCUUAACGUGGACGCAAAUCCUUUACUUCAAGAAGUGGCUGUUUCCUUGACAAAAGAAGUUUGUGAUCCCACAGUUUCACACUCGUGCAAAAGCAUGUACGAAGUGAUGCUGGAGAGAGAUGUCACGAAACAUGUCAACGGCACGCCGGUCACUGAUAAUUUGUCAUUCGGAAGUGACUACGCCCUUUUCUACCAGUUCACUGGAGUUUCGUGUGUUGAUUGGUCUUAUAUCUUUGGAGGAAUGUAUGGAAUACGAAGAUCAUAUCCUGUAUAUCAUUCCAUACACGACACUUAUUAUUGGAUGAAAACUUUCGUUGAUCCUGAAUUUAAAACUCAUCUCGCCGUGGCAAAAUUUGCCGCGAUUUUUCUUCUGAAAUUGUCCGAGUCGGAACUGUUACCUUUCAAUACGACAACCUAUGGGGAACUGUUACGGUCAAAAGCUCACUCUCUAGAAGCGAACGCUCGUCUUAAAUCACACGACAUCAGCACGGUUGCCUUUUCUCGCGCGGUAGAGAAUUUUGCGAGAAUUUCGCGUGAGUUUCAAAGAAACAAGUUUAAAGGGGGACCUCAGAAACUGCGCAUGCUUAACGAUCAAAUGAUGCAACUGGAGAAAGCGUUUAUACAAACGACGGAGAAGAACGAUCAUAAACAGUUACGGCAUGUUAUUUACGGACCUAACCUUUCAAACCUUUACGGCGGUGUUUAUUUCCCUCGGGUACACUACGCACUGAUUAAAGCGGAAAAAACAGGAGACUGGAAACUAGUGGAGAAAGAAAUAUCAUUGUUGACUUAUGCAAUUAAUUCUGCUGCAAACGUUUUGAAACCGAUCUAAAAAUCAUGUCGAGUCUAGAGAUGCUUAAUCCUACUUGAAUUUCCUUUAUUGCCUAAGUUUAUUGUUACAGACAUAAGUUGUCUUUCGAACAGUAUAUGAAGUAAGCAAAUGUUGAAAAAAAUAAUACGGAACAAGAGAAAAUGAGGUCAGAUCAUGGUCUCUUCUACGGAAUUAAAGAACGUGUUGGAAUUU